Molecule: messenger RNA, 670 nt
Organism: Phasianus colchicus (ring-necked pheasant)
Lineage: Eukaryota; Metazoa; Chordata; Aves; Galliformes; Phasianidae
Product: C-C motif chemokine 5-like
Biological process (GO): eosinophil chemotaxis; antimicrobial humoral immune response mediated by antimicrobial peptide; positive regulation of GTPase activity
Cellular component (GO): extracellular region
Molecular function (GO): chemokine activity; CCR chemokine receptor binding
Source: RefSeq, a predicted model, not a curated record
GGCAGCAUAGCAGAGGCUGGGCACUGUGCAGAGCAGAACCCUGUAAGCCACCCAGCUCCAACCCUGCUCACCGUGCCAACGUCCCACAGCACCAUGAAGGGCCCCGCAGCCAUCCUGGCCGCUCUGCUCCUCCUGGCCCUCUGCUCCUCGGCUGUGGCCCAACCAAGGGAGACAGAUGGCCUGACCACAACCUGCUGCAUCUCCUACAUUCAACGUCCCAUCCCACGCAACGCCAUUGCCUCCGCCUACAUCACCAGCAGCAAAUGCCACCUGCCGGCAGUGGUCCUGGUCACCAAGAAGGGGAAGGAGGUAUGUGCAAACCCCGAGGAGCCCUGGGUGCAGAAACGCCUGGAACUCUUCCAGAACGAAGAAAACUGGCCUUUUAUGGAAUCAUAGAAUCAUAAAAUGGAUGGAUUGGAAAGGACCUCGCAGCACACCCAGCUCCAGCCCCUGCUCUAGGCUCUUGCCUCCGCCACCAAGUUCAGACUGCCCAGGGCCCAUCCAAGCUGGUCUUGGGCAUCUCCAGGCCUGGGGCACCCACAGUUUCCCUUCUAUCCGUGCCACCAAUGCUAAGGAAAUGAAAAUACAGAGAUGAUUCAGAACACACCAAAAUGCUUGCCAAGGAGUCAGGAGCUCUGAUGCCUAAAUAAAAUUCUUGCAUUUGAAAACA